AGGUUUUUCCCGGGAAAAAAAAUUAAUAAAUAAAAUAUCCUUGACAUCGCCAAUGGAUCAAAGCGAUGCGAUGACAGCUCACGAAAAUCGCACAUGUUCGGCACCAUACUUAAUGUCAUCAAAUACAGUAACAGUUGCGGUAUCAUAUGUUGUAUAUUGACAUUUGUAAAUGUCUCAGGCCGCUCUUUGCAGCCCUUCCCCUUUUCGAGGUUUACAGCACAUGCAAUAGAUAGCAAGCCAUGGUGGAUAACUUUUUUCUUGGCGUUCCACUGAAACAACGCGACCGAUCUCCAGAUAUAACACUCGUUUCCAAUGUACAAUAUUUAGUAGGAGUCCGAGU
Molecule: messenger RNA, 340 nt
Organism: Ilyonectria robusta
Lineage: Eukaryota; Fungi; Ascomycota; Sordariomycetes; Hypocreales; Nectriaceae
Exons: 1
Coding region: 94-273 (59 amino acids)
Source: RefSeq, a predicted model, not a curated record